Molecule: messenger RNA, 2440 nt
Organism: Microplitis mediator
Lineage: Eukaryota; Metazoa; Arthropoda; Insecta; Hymenoptera; Braconidae
Product: protein VAC14 homolog
Exons: 6
Coding region: 200-2440 (746 amino acids)
Biological process (GO): phosphatidylinositol biosynthetic process; positive regulation of kinase activity
Cellular component (GO): endosome membrane; PAS complex
Source: RefSeq, a predicted model, not a curated record
UUUAUUAUUUAUCUGUCAUAUGGUGACAGUCAAGUAGUUUUUUAUUAUAAAAUAAUUACUUUUAAUUAACAAGAGCAAUAUGAUUAACAAUUAAAAUUUAUAAUUUAUUGAAUUAACUAUUUUAUUAAAAUUGCAAUUAAUUAACAGUAAUUACUUUGUUACAGAUAUUUUUAUAAUUUAUAUUGAUAGUAAAAAAAAAAUGAUUUCGGAAAGAGAUUACGCACCUUUAAGUGCAGCGUGUGUACGUUCAUUGAAUGAUAAAGUUUAUGACAAAAGAAAACCAGCAGCUACUGAAAUUGAAAAAAUGGUAAAAGAAUUUUCAGCGCGCAAUAAUACAGUUCAAAUAAAAAAACUGUUGAAAGUAUUAGGGCAAGAUUUCGCAACGUCACAAAACUCUCACACAAGAAAAGGAGGAUUGAUUGGUUUGGCAGCAAUAGCCGUCGGUCUCGGAAAAGACACCGGGCAAUACACCGAAGAAUUAAUACGUCCAAUCUUGGCAUGUUUUUCUGACCCAGACAUUCACGUCCGAUAUUACGCCUGCGAAAGUCUUUACAAUGUCGUGAAAAUAGCAAGGAGCGCCGUACUGCCUCUUUUUACCGACAUCUUCGGCGCACUGAGUAAAUUAGCCUGCGAUCCUGAACAAAACGUAAAAAAUGCGACUGAGUUACUCGACAGAUUGAUGAAAGACAUCGUCACGGAAAGCGGGAUGUUCGACUUAGUCGGAUUCAUGCCGAUAUUAAGAGAAAGAAUUUACAUCAAGAGUCCAUUUGGCAGACAAUUCAUGAUCUCAUGGGUGUCCGUAUUGGACGCUGUACCAGACAUGGAUUUUGUUAUAAUUCUCCCCGAAAUAUUAGACGGCUUGUUUAUUAUUCUCGAAGAUCCAACUCCUGAGAUUAAAAAAAUAACUGAUACUGUCCUCGGCGAGUUUCUACGCAGCAUCAAAGCCAAUCCUUCGAGAGUCGAUUUCCCAGGGAUGAUAAACAUUCUUAUCGUUCAUGCCCAGAGUGCUGAUGAGCUGCUUCAGCUGACAGCUAUCUCUUGGAUCCGUGAAUUUGUGCAGCUGUCAGGUCCUUCAAUGCUGCCUUUCGCAUCGGGAAUUCUGUCAGCUAUUUUACCCUGUCUUGCUUACGACAGCGAUAACCGUAAGAAUAUUAAAGAAACAGCAGCAAAAGUUAAUUCAUGUCUGAUGGAACUCAUUACAACCAAAGAUUUACUGAUUACCUGCGCGGCAGAUAGAAAAGACAAAAAGUCGAUGGCUGAUGAUGGGAUUGAGUCGAAAGAAAUUAAAAGUUUGGGUAUCAGUGACAGCAGUGAAGCUGACAGUGAUAAGAAAAAACCAGAGGGUCUUAAUUUGUCUAAAAUUGUUGAAGUUCUAACGAAACAUUUGAAACAAACAUCAGUUCAAACAAAAAUUGCCGCGCUAAAAUGGAUUUAUCAUCUAUUUAUUCAUAUUCCAGAUAAAAUGUAUAAUCAUAUUGAUGAAUUAUUUCCGGUGUUGAUGCGCACACUUGGUGACAACUCUGACGAAGUUGUACAGCAAAAUUUAGUCGUCAUUGCGGAAAUCAUCAGUCCCCAGAUAACAGUCACCGCAAAGGAAAAAAAUAAAUCGGGAUUGACGUCAAGUCCGAUGGGUAAUAAAUAUUUUACUAAAUUUAUCGUUAAUUUGUUGAGAUUGUUCUCGACAGAUCGACAUUUAUUGGAAGACAAGGGCGCGUUUAUAAUACGUGAAUUAUGUGUGUUAUUGAGCGCUGAAGAAAUUUAUAAAAUAUUGGCUAAGAUAUUAUUGGAAGAACAGAAUUUAAGAUUUGCUGGUAUUAUGAUACAAACAUUGAAUGUCAUAUUGCUCACUAGCUCAGAGUUAUUUGAAUUGCGCAAUAAAUUGAAGGAUUUAAAAAAUGAGGAAAGUCGUAAAUUAUUUGUUUGCUUGUAUGAAUCGUGGUGUCAUAAUCCAGUUGCGACAAUGGCUCUUUGUUUACUUGGACAAAAUUACGCACACGCGUGUGAUCUUGUUAAAUCAUUCGCCAACAUCGAAGUAACCGUUGAAUUUCUCACUGAAAUUGAUAAAUUAGUCCAACUAAUUGAGUCUCCAAUAUUUACUUAUUUGAGACUCGAGUUACUGGAGCCAGAAAGGAAUGAGUCCUUGGUGAGAACUUUGUAUGGUCUUUUGAUGAUUUUACCCCAGAGUGAAGCAUUCGGAACUUUACAACGUCGAUUAACGGCAAUACCACCAGCAAGUUCAGUCAUAGUGGCCAGUAAAUCCAGUGAGUCCACUAACAAGAACAAACACACGGACGGAAAUCACGUAGGGAUUGAUUUUGCGCGGCUUUUAAAACACUUUGAGAGUGUCCAGGAGAAACAUAAAGAGCAGAAACAUCGUCAGCGUCUCAAUAUGCUUGUGGAUCGUGAUUCAACGCCACCCAAUCACGGUUUUGAUACGUGA